AUGGGCAAUUGCCUGGAUAAACCUCGGGAAAAUGGAAUAGAUUCCGACCCACGUUCAUUCAACAUUCCUUUAAUGGAAACAUCUUUAAUCGAGAGUAAACAAUCUAACUUCUUGGACUCAGAAAAAUCAAAUAUCAAUAACGGCAACCAUUCACAUAAUAUGCAGUGUCAACAACAUGAAAAAAACGCUUUUAUAUUUUCAAUGAAUGCUAAUAAUGAUCGCUUUGCUAAGUUACACGCAUUGUUUAAGUACACUUGGCAAGCAAAUUUUCUUGCACCCGUUGAUGAACGACUAAAAUUGGGAAAUGCGCGAGUUUUAGAUCUCGGCUGUAGAACGGGGGAAUGGGUGUUAGACGUCUCAGUUCAGUAUCCACUCGCCAAAGUUUGCGGAAUCGAUAAAUUAAAUUUCUUUCCUUCACCAAUACCAUUAAACUCUGUUUUCUUACCUCUUGAUAUUCUCGAUGGAUUACCUUUUGACGAUAAUACAUUCGACCUCGUUCACACUUGUUGUUCAGCUUUUACAUAUACCGAGAUCGAGUGGAAGCAAAAGAUAAUAAAAGAAUUAAUACGUGUGCUAAAACCAGGAACUGGUUGGUUGAGUCUUCUAGAGAUCAGCUUGUUUUAUACAAAUGAAGGUCCAAACACCGCUGAGCUGACUAAGCAUAUGAGGUUAUAUCUUAAAGAAAAGAAAAUAAAUCCUGAUAUCACAAAACUACAAGAAAAUUUAUUACGUGCAUCCAAUCAAUUCACCGAUAUUCAAGUCUACGAGAAAUCUCACAUCCUGGAAAGUAAUAGUAGUCGUGCGGGUGAUAUUGCUGCAAAGGAAUUUGCGCUAACAAUGUAUGCUUUAGGCAAGGAAUUAUCCUCUUUUAUGGGAUUAGAUAAUGAAGGAUAUGAAUCUCUGGUGGAAUUAAGUGUCAAAGAAUUUAAUGUAUAUAAAACUAGUGCUCGACAAAUUAGAAUAAUUGCACGUAGAAAAUCUUUGAAGACAUUAAUGAAAAGCGGAGAAACAAAUUAG
This is a messenger RNA of Ambispora leptoticha, 1017 nucleotides long. The record is from the annotation of a GenBank genome assembly. Lineage: Eukaryota; Fungi; Glomeromycota; Glomeromycetes; Archaeosporales; Ambisporaceae.